This is a messenger RNA of Botrytis cinerea B05.10, 3277 nucleotides long. RefSeq lists its product as hypothetical. NCBI's taxonomy places the organism in Eukaryota, Fungi, Ascomycota, Leotiomycetes, Helotiales, Sclerotiniaceae. The transcript has a single exon. The coding region runs from base 78 to 2891 and encodes 937 amino acids. The record is from RefSeq and is a predicted model, not a curated record.
GAAACUUCCCCAACCUUCAAUGGCACGACUGAGUCCAGUAAGCUGAGUAUUCAUAAAUCGACAAGUAUGCAAAUAUAAUGCAAAGUUUAUGGUUCCGCGCUGCGCAGACCAGAUCAUCAUGUCGUUGUAACGCUUGUGUGAAAAUCGGCACAAUCAUAACUCGUCAAACUACAAAUGCAAUUGGGAAACGUCGAAGGGUUAGCAUAGGGGAUAUAUUUACGGCAUGUUAUUCAACCAUACUAGCAACUGCUGCAGUGGCAGAUUCAAAUCGAAAAGUUCGACGAAGGGAACAAUGGGAUCGAGUCAUUGCAGAAGCGAAGGCAGGAGUUCCUACCGACAAAGUGGAGGAAUCGCAGGACCGUCGGGCAGAAGAAAAUGCAAGUGAAGUCAGGAAACAGAUACCAGGAAUGCCAGAAGGUCCAGAGGCUUCGGGAACUUCAGGGACAUCAAGGCUACCAGGAUAUUUGGGGAAUCAAUUUUCUUUUCCAAGAACGGGAAUUGUUGGUACAAAGGCUGGAUCUACAGGACCCAUGACGUGGGAUGGAGUCAACUGGACGGCGAACUCUUCCAUGAGUCGAUUGGGAAUUCAGCUCAAUAGCAUACCUUUGAAUGUAUCCAGGCCCGCCGAGACCAAGGCUCCAGAAAGUUCACAGGACCUCGUCCCCCAAUCUACCUCAUCACCCGUUCAGCCAGCCACUCCAGAAAAUAUCGCAGACCUAGAACAGUUCGGCGAAUAUAUACCUUCAAACGCUAUGCUUCAGCCGCGCAAAAUAAAAACUCGGAAGCACUUGGACCGAUUAGAAAACUCGAUCUCAAAGCUAGUUCAUCGACUGAUGUGGACCACUAAGCUCUCUCCUAUUGCAGCCGAUUUACACUCAGCAUCAUCUGGCAUCUUUCUCCAGACUGAUAAAAUGAUAGGAAGAGUUGAAGAAUUGCAACGAAGUGAUAUUAGUAUGCCAGCAUACAAAUUGGAAGCCGAAGUUGGUCAAGAAAGAUUUUAUUUACAUGAUGCGCUGGAAAAUCUCCUCAAGAAUACAUCUCCGGGUCAGGACAAUCUCAAUUUGAUUCUAGCCAAAAUAUGUUACAAUCUUCUCAUAAGUUCAGCAUCGCCAAACAUCUUUACCUACAACUUUUUAAUCGAGAAAUUGACAGAAUUAAUGCUUCAUGACCACGCCCAAGUAGUUGUUGAUUCAUUUCUCUACGAUACAAUGUUCAAACCCACUUCAAGGACUAUUCAGGUUAUCUUGAAUCAUUACGCAGCAAAGAAUGAUUUAGAAGGUUAUCGAAGCAUUAUCAGGCGUAUGAGAGCGGUGGAUGGGAGUAUGAGAAUUGCACGGAGACACGAGAAUCAACUAUUGGACAAUCCACGUGUUUUGAGUUGGGCAGAGAAACAUGCUCAAAGAUUGACCCUGAGAGGAGGUUGGCUCGAACGAAAAGUACCACGAGAUGAAUCCAUAUUCGAUGCUCUUAUUGGGACGAGUCUUCAAAUGACCACCGCUCGACAGUCUGUCAUGUAUAUUCGAGCAGCUUUACGUCAAGACAAGAAAAUCAAGAUUCGUCCAGAGUUACUUUGUGAGGCAGUGAGAAGAUGUGUAGCUCAGCUAGAUCAUUCUGCAGGAGCGUCACUUCUACAUUCUAUAUUAGAGACCUGGGCCGAAAAUAUAGAAGUACCUGAUCGUAUUCCACUCACCAAAACUACACGGUGGGCCAUAAGAGAACUUAUGUAUCUUUGCGGAAUUGACCCGACAAAAGAUCUACCACAAAUUCUACCAGUUGAUAUCCCUAGGUGGAAUUUGGGAAGGCUUUUAUUCUGGUUGAACCUUGGUUCGAUACGUGAUUCUGUUGAACGUUUUGUUGCACGUAUAAAUUCGUUGCAGGACAUUCUUCAGAUAUCCCCAAAAAGAUCUGAUCACGACAUUAAAAAGGAAUCUCACCUCAAUUUUCCCGAAUUUGGAAAUGCACAAGCCUGGGACUAUCUUCCAACGAAAAGAGCUCGGAAUCGCCCAUCAUCUCAGUCUAACAUCGACCGCUCCCUCGAGAUUUUUGAAAAGUUUUCAUACACAGAGAACGCACGAGCAGAGAAAUCGAGACUAGGGGCCCGUCAAGGUAGAAGAGUGAUGCUUCAAAGCUUGGAAUCCGAGGUUGCAUUGUCAAAGGCAAACAUCCUUUCGACUGAGAUGUCUUUAGUUUCCUUUUACUACAAUCAAUUCCCUAGAGAUUGGAGAUAUACAUAUCAUCUCAGAUUACAGGAAUCUCCACACAUGUCAUUAGGACACAGAAUUGUUGUCCUCAAGGGACUAAAACGGCUUCAAAAACUACAUGUAUUUGAAUACCAGAUAAAUCUGAGCUUACGACAAAUCAAUCUUUUGAAGAAGGAACUCUACUAUAUAAUGAAGGAAAGAGACCAGCGUAUGAUGGAUCUUAUCACCAAGGUCAAUCAAAGUGCAAAACAAGUCAAACAUAUUGCAUGGCAUUUACAUGUUAUGAAACAGAGCAUCAAAUCAAAAGCGGAAUUCCUUCGCUUGAAGGAAUCGCGAGAAGUCAAUCAACGAAUCAAUCUCCUCGAACUCGCGAUUAACACGAAUAAACGACAUGUUGAACUUCUAGAACGGGAUCUCAACUUGGAUUUUCCACAAGUAAAUCCUGAGUGGAAAUUACGCGAAUUGAAUUUGGUCUUGUUCAAAGUGAACAAGGGGAAACAUCAAGUCAAACUUUUGGCCGAGGAGAUUUACCUCACCUAUCCUCCUCAAGUGGCUAGAAAGACUUACAUCGGCUCGAAUCGUGAUUGGAAGGUGCUUCGAAAAUUCCGCACAAAACUUUCUUUUCAUUAUGACCCCCCAGUCGACAAACUCUUGCCAAGCGAAGAACAACGAGAAUAUGAGGUGGGAUGAGAGCUGUCGGUAGCUGCUAACAGAACUUAUGAUUCAUUACAAGCAACCCCCACAGUAAUUUUCGGAUGUGAUAAUUUUCUGUAAAAAUUAUCAUCUGACAAACUUGGAUUGCAUAAAGAUGGGUUUCGAUCGAGAAAGGUUUUGGGGCACCUGAUGUAUCAUGGUGGAAGUAUGCAUAGUUGGGCUAAAAUUUCCUGUGUAUUUAUGAGAUACCUGCAUAGAGCGGCGUUUAUGUUAGAUAUAAAAUGGUUAUUGGUAUAUGUGCAUAACACAAGGCGUUUUGGAGUUUAUACAUGUGGCCGAUGGUCAAAGGGGAUGGCAUAUUGGUGCAUGAUUGGACCUGGGGAAUGGUCAAUUUGCACAUGUAUAACAGAUAGGCGAAUACA